Athalia rosae (coleseed sawfly) is the source of this 2712-nucleotide messenger RNA. It is a transcript of the gene TM9SF4, whose product is annotated as transmembrane 9 superfamily member 4. The record is from RefSeq and is a predicted model, not a curated record. Gene Ontology annotation, biological process: protein localization to membrane. The coding region runs from base 245 to 2128 and encodes 627 amino acids. Gene Ontology annotation, cellular component: membrane. The transcript has 10 exons. Lineage: Eukaryota; Metazoa; Arthropoda; Insecta; Hymenoptera; Athaliidae.
UUUUCUUCAUCUAGCCUGAACAUAGUCAAAAGUUUUAUAGGGUAGGGAAUUUUGUACGGAGUCGUAAUACAUAUGCAUACGUACUUAUAAGUUAAGCGCCUCGAUACGUUGACAACGAGACGUUCUUUCCCAAUCGGUGUUGAAAAGUUCUAUGAUUUUGGACGUGAGACCAAUUGAAAAUAAAGAAGGGUCGGCGUGGCGCGCCUUAUGCCAUUAUUAAAAAACAAUCCAAAUUAAUGUCACAAUGGAAAGGUUAAAAUGGUGGGUGAUAUCGUGUCUUUUUCUCCAAGUCGACACUUUUUAUAUACCAGGUGUUGCACCUGUAGAGUUUGCCAAGGGUCAGCAGAUCGAUGUAAAAGCUGUCAAAAUGACGAGUACCCACACGCAGUUACCUUAUGAUUAUUACUCCUUACCAUUCUGCUUACCUAAGAACGGCACUAUUUACAAAUCUGAAAAUCUUGGAGAGGUCCUUAGAGGUGAUAGGGUGGUAAACACUCCCUACAUCGUUUCCAUGCAUAAAGAUGUGUCCUGCCAAUUGCUCUGUCACACUGCAAGUAACCGAAUGACGUGGAAUGAGGAAGAUUCGCAGCGUGUCAUCGAACGGAUUCAGCACGAGUAUUCAGUUCAUUUACUAAUUGAUAAUCUACCUGCUGCAACGAGACAGGUUCAUCCAGAAACUCGAGAAGUUGCUGUUCAGCACGGAUACAGGCUUGGAGGGAUUAAGAACGGCCAGGUUUACAUCAACAACUAUUUGAAACUUAUCCUUAGCUUCCACAAACAUGGAGAAAAUGAUUUCAGAGUUGUCGGAUUUGAGGUAGAGGCACAUUCCGUUGAUGUCGACCAGUUGUCGUUUGAAGGGGACACCACUUGUGCUAUCCCAGAAAUUUACAAGCCACAGUUUGUCAAAAACAAAGGAGGUACCAGGCUCUUAUUUCUUUACUCAGUUGAGUGGCAGGAGUCCGCAGUAAGUUGGGCAAGUAGGUGGGACGUCUAUCUCGGCAUGAGCGAUGUGCAGAUCCACUGGUUCUCUAUUAUAAACUCUCUAGUUGUCGUUUUUUUUCUCUCCGGAAUACUUACUAUGAUCAUGGUGCGGACCCUGAGACGUGACAUAGCGAGGUACAAUGCGGGCGAAAGUGACAGUUUGAGUGGCUUAGAUGAAGCAAUAGAAGAAACUGGUUGGAAACUUGUCCACGGGGAUGUUUUUAGACCUCCGACGAACUCAAGGCUAUUCGCUGCUGUCAUAGGAAGUGGAAUACAGAUAUUUUUUAUGACUUUGAUCACCAUUUUUUUUGCGAUGCUUGGAAUGCUCUCACCUGCAAGCAGAGGGGCGCUUGGAACCUGCGCAAUAUUCUUGUACGUUUUCUCCGGUUUGAUAGCCGGCUACUUUUCAGCACGUUUGUACAAAACGAUGCGAGGAAGAGAGUGGAAAAAAGCUGCGCUGCUAACAGCAACACUUUACCCGGGAAUAGUUUUUAUGACUUGUUUCUUCUUGAACUUUUUCAUCUGGGGACAACACAGUUCAGGAGCAGUACCCUUCACAACCAUGCUUUCGUUACUUUGUCUCUGGUUUGGAAUAUCUCUGCCACUUGUUUAUCUUGGCUAUUUCUUUGGAUAUAGGAAACAGCCUUUUACACACCCUGUAAGAACAAAUCAGAUCCCAAGACAAGUUCCUGACCAACUCUGGUACAUGAAUCCAGUCCUAUGCACACUCAUGGCAGGAAUUCUGCCUUUUGGAGCGGUAUUUAUAGAGCUAUUUUUCAUUCUCACCGCGCUCUGGGAAAACCAAUUUUAUUACCUAUUCGGUUUUCUGUUUCUUGUUUUCUGCAUACUCGUCAUAUCGUGCUCCCAAAUAUCCAUCGUGAUGGUCUACUUUCAGCUUUGUGGCGAAGACUACAGGUGGUGGUGGAGAAGUUUUAUAGUGAGCGGAGGCUCCGCAGUCUAUGUUUUGGCGUAUUCUGUAUUUUAUUUCGUAACUAAAUUGGAAAUAACUGAAUUAGUGCCAACUUUGAUGUACUUCGGUUACACGGGUUUGAUGGUACUGACCUUCUGGCUUCUUACCGGAACGAUUGGAUUCUUUGCAGCGUAUUCCUUUAUUGGAAAAAUCUACGCCGCUGUAAAGAUAGACUAGUCAUAAUGAAAAAUAGUGUCGCUUGCAUUCAAGCACUUCAAUGACACAAUAAAUAAUCCUCAUGAGAUUAUGGAAAUGAGCAUUUCGUCCCUGGUAAGGAAACUUUUUGUAACCAAAACUUACACAGGCUGGUUCUACCUAAUUUUUCUUUUUUCUUCACUCUUAACGAUUUUUUUUUUCUCCGUAUAAAUGUGUGUACAAAAUACUUCUACACAAUAACCUUACGACAUUUUAGGCUUUACUUCAAUCUUGUUGUUCUAUUCUUGAAAAAAAAAAAAUAAAUAAUUAAAUAACUGAAAUAAAUUGUAAUAAGCAAAUUCUUAUCUCGUCGCGUGAAAGUAAAAUAAUAUUUUCAUUCCGGUACCAAAAGAGUAAUACAAAAACCAUGUUUUUCUAACGUAAAUGAUGAACACGCAAUCAGCUAAUUGAAAACAACGGAGUUCAAACUCGAUAUUUCGUUCUUCAAAAUUCAACAGCAAGAAACUAUUAAAAAAAAAGCAGAAAAAGGUGUUCUGACGGCUCUGUAGUAUAGAUAUAAAAUAAUGUUGACGAUCCCGACCCCAGACCUUACAACAAUAUUACUA